GUAUCGUCGUCGGUAUCGUAGCUUCUGUAUUGGUGCUCGUCGUUCGGGUGCUCGUAUUUUCGAAUAUUACGUAAAUUAUCGCGUAAUUUUUCAUAUUUUUUUCUCGCUCAAGUUGGCAUUUUUUUGUUUUUCAUUUUUCGGUAUAUUUUUAUUGGAGAGUAAUUUUUUUCGUUUUGGUGAUUGUGAUCGACAGUGGUGGAAUAUCUGUUGUAUUUUUUCGGUUGUAUAGAAUUAGUAAACGAAAAUAAUAUUUAUAGCGGAGAAGAAUAUAUUCAAGAUGGAUUUCCAUUUCGAUGAAAUUUUUCGUUAGAAUUUUUCCAAGACGUGUUUGCCAUUAAGGGAAUUUUUCCAACGGUAUUUAAAGGCAAAAUGUAUUUCACCAGUGAAUUUUGGAGUCUCGUCGUUUUCUUCGUUUAUAUUAAAGUUUGUGUAUCGGCUCUGAAAUUGACAGAAUUGCGAAUCGACAAACAUACGGUGAGAGGCAACACCACAUUGUUGGAAUGCAAAUUUGAUUUAGAAGGAGAAACUUUAUACGCGGUUAAGUGGUAUAAAGACGGCAACGAAUUCUUCCGAUAUCUCCCCAAGGAUUCGCCACAGAUACAGGUUUUUGAUGUGGCGGGAGUUCACGUCGAUGUGAAGAAUUCCGGGGCCAGUCAAGUGUACUUGAAAUCGCUGGAGUUAUCGAGUAGUGGUCGAUACAGAUGUGAAGUAUCCGGAGAAGCGCCCUCUUUUACCACGGUUACAGAACACAAUGACAUGGUUACUGUUGCGUUACCAGACGAAGGUCCAAAAAUCAACGGCGGCAAGCCACGUUACCAUAUUGGAGACACAGUAGAUGUAAAUUGUACCUCAGGACGUUCGAAACCGGCAGCCAGUCUGCAUUGGUUCAUAAAUGGCGAUCAAGUGAACACGACAUUUUUAAAAGGUCCUUUCAGAAAAUUCAUGGGACGCGAAGGUCUAGAAGCUACCGUACUCGGAUUGAAAUUCAAGGUACAACCGGAACACUUUAGAAACGGCGAUAUGAAAUUGAAAUGCUUAGCUACCAUUGCGACAGUUUACUGGCGUUCGAACGAAGAGAGUGUCGAAGGAGAAAAACAACACAAACCCCCGGUCAUGGAGAUCAAAAAAACCGAAGAAUUGGAAGAUGAUAAAUCUAGAGCAGAUCGUGUUCAAGCUUCGAGCGGAUGUCGAAGUAAAUGCAACUGGCACGUGUUAAACUACAUCCCAUUGCUCAGCUUUCACGCUCUGAUCGUUCCUAUCAUCGCUGUCAGAUGACUUGUUCUACCGUUACCUUAUUGUUGUUACAAUUUUAGCUGAACACGUGUUUUUUAUGCAAAUGUCCAGCGUUAAAAUUUAUUUGUGAUGUUAUAUGCGUAUAUUUUUGUGAUUAAACCGAUAAUGCUUCGAGUUUUCAAAUUACGACGUGAAUUUGUUUCGUUCUCUCGGUAUCGAUAAGAUGGAUCUGGAGUCGUGUACCUACCAUUGAUUAAUAUUUCAUUAUGUACCUACUACCUACCUUUUUUUGAAUGUGUGUUUUGAAUUCUGUCUGUUUUAAUUCUUAUUGUGUACCUUUUUUUUUUUUUUUUUUUUUGAACAAAAAUUUUAGAAUAUUUUUUUUUUGUGUCACGAUUUUAAAAUUACUCGAGAUUUAUCUUAUCGAUUCUGUCGAAUGAAACAAUCCCGCAUUUACCAAAAAUGAAAAUAUAAAAUUUAAAAAAAAAAACAAAAAAGAACAUGGGCAUUAUACAUAUUUUUGUACAGUAGCAAUAGGUACGUAUAAUUUUCGUAAGAUUCGACGAAAAAAAAAAUGAAAUUAAAGCGAGUAACAUAUGAAAGCGAACAAUUUUCAUCUUCGGUAGUCUUCCUUUAGCUCAGAUACAAUAUCUGAUUCUUGAAUCAUUUUUCUCUCUCUCAGAGACGACAAAACGUAUAAAAAUACUUAAUCGUUCGCGAAUUUUUUUCAAAAUAAUAUUUGAAACGUUUCAGGAAAAUAAUACGUUUUUAAAAAUUGACGAUAACGAAAGCAGGAUUAAUCGCAAUGAUGUUUUUUUUUUCAAUUGUAAGUAAUUUUUUGUAUUACAUAUCAUCGUUACGUAUCAGCUCUCCUAGUCAAAUAAGUUACAUAUAUACGUAAUUAGUGUUUUAAAAAAAAUACCUCGUGUAUGUUUUGAGGCCCCGGCCCCCUUCUCAUUCCCAUUUUGCCUCCCUCACCCCGAAUGUUUUUUUUUUCUAAAUGUACAGAAAUAUUCAUUGUAUGUAUAUAAAUAUCGUGUACAGUAUACUGAUACAGAUUGUAAGUAUAAUAUGAUGUAAUUGUUUUAAAUGUUGACAGCUAUUUACACCAGUUUACAUUAAGCUUGACACAAUUAUUAUUUUACACACGUAAUUAUUAUUCAUAUAGAAAAUUGUGAAUUUUGAUUUUUGAUUUUUUUUUUCGUUUUAUCCAUCUUUUUUUUCUGUACAUGGUUUAUUUUUUAUUGGUAUCAUGUUUCAAGUGAAAUAAACAUUAUUACGAUGCGUU
This is a messenger RNA of Planococcus citri (citrus mealybug), 2521 nucleotides long. RefSeq lists its product as uncharacterized. Bases 370 to 1275 code for a protein of 301 amino acids. The record is from RefSeq and is a predicted model, not a curated record. Lineage: Eukaryota; Metazoa; Arthropoda; Insecta; Hemiptera; Pseudococcidae. The transcript has 6 exons.